Molecule: messenger RNA, 768 nt
Organism: Vicia villosa (hairy vetch)
Lineage: Eukaryota; Viridiplantae; Streptophyta; Magnoliopsida; Fabales; Fabaceae
Product: ergosterol biosynthetic protein 28-like
Exons: 3
Coding region: 109-510 (133 amino acids)
Cellular component (GO): membrane; endoplasmic reticulum
Molecular function (GO): protein-macromolecule adaptor activity
Source: RefSeq, a predicted model, not a curated record
CAUUAUAUUCCUGCAAUCCAAACAUAUUAAUAUUGUUUAAUUUAAAAACUAAACCCCCACAACACAACACCACAAUAAAAUUGGGGAACAGUAGUGAGCAGAAAAAAAAUGAAGGCGUUAGGAUGGUGGUUGAUUGUGGUUGGGACGCUCAGAUUAGCCUCCGUGUGGUUCGGUUUCUUCGACAUUUGGGCACUUCGACUCGCCGUCUUCUCUCAAACUUCCAUGACUGAAGUUCAUGGACGCACAUUUGGAACAUGGACAUUGUUGACAUGCACCCUCUGCUAUAUCUGUGCAUUCAACCUUGAUAAUAAGCCUAUUUACCUUGCUACUUUAUUGUCAUUUGUCUAUGCGUUUGGUCAUUUCUUGACCGAAUACCUAAUUUAUCAAACAAUGGCUAUUUCGAAUCUCACUACUGUCGGCAUAUUUGCAGGAACAUCAAUAUUAUGGAUGCUAUUGCAAUGGAAUGCACACCUGAAAGUUCGCUCGAAGCCUUCCAAUAGAAAGCAUUAGCAAGCAAAAUGUCAUGGGAUGAAAGUGCAAUGUGGUUGGUUCUAUAUUAGACUUUGUGCAUGUUUGAAUUUACGGCGAGUCCGACACAAUCACAGUGAGUCAUUGUUAUUUUGCAAAACUAGACUGUAACUCUUACAAAACUUCGGUUGCAAAUACGUGACACUAAACACAUAGUCUGUUAGGAAACCAAAGAUGUGUCUCUAAUAUCUCAUCGAUGUCCUUUUACUUCACUUUAAGAGUAAUUUCAAUUUGGUAAAA